Penicillium taxi is the source of this 4182-nucleotide messenger RNA. RefSeq lists its product as uncharacterized. The record is from RefSeq and is a predicted model, not a curated record. The transcript is spliced from 5 exons. Gene Ontology annotation, biological process: regulation of transcription by RNA polymerase II. Gene Ontology annotation, molecular function: transcription coregulator activity. NCBI's taxonomy places the organism in Eukaryota, Fungi, Ascomycota, Eurotiomycetes, Eurotiales, Aspergillaceae. The coding region runs from base 1 to 4182 and encodes 1393 amino acids. Gene Ontology annotation, cellular component: mediator complex.
AUGGAAUUCCCAGGAAAUGCAAGCACCAAUGUUCAUCUUAUUGAUGGCUUCUCCACCAUUUAUUGGCGAAUCUACACCGAAGAGCCAAGCAUUGGCCAACCUGCACCAGAGGGGCCAUCUAAUGGCUAUACGAUCUUGAAGCAUCUUGGUCGUCUGAAAGACCUAGAAGCUCGACUGAGGAAUUUAAAUUGUCUAGCAUCUUGUCCAAGGCGCCUUGGGCUAUGGGUGUUCUCUCCUACUCCAGACUUUGAAAGUUUAGCUUCUCUGUACAAAGAAGAUGACAAGGAAUCUAAAAAAAUUCAAAUUGAAUCGAGCAUUCUUAAAGGUGAGAUCGUGCUGUUCGACACUUUGAUAAUCGUGGGGGCCUUACCACUCGGGUCCCGCACGCUCUUUACUGCAAUUGAAAAAUUCGGAUAUGAGAAUUCCCGGGUCGACAAUGAAAGUCCGCUCUCCACGUCCUGUCUUACAACUCUUCAGGUGCAAUUAAAUGCCCCCGGAACAUUGACCAUCUCCACUCAAACUAUCUCCCAAGCUGGCAUUAAACGGCUAUCUAACCCCCAAUAUGACAUAGCCGAUGAUCUCAAAGUACAGACAGGUACAGACCUCUGGCUUAGUCCCAGUGGCACAGUUGCCCGUCUUGUAUCAGCAAAUAUUGAAUCCCAGAGUGUUCCUUCGCCGGGAUUUCCACCUUCCGGGGUUGCCUUGGCGCGACGAAAGCAAUGGAAGUUGGAUGUUACACAUUGGGUAGCCAACUUUGGCCUGCAUAUAGACUCCAUUGACGAGGAGCCCUGGGUCGAAGUAGAGGUCUGGGAGCCCUUUUUUGCUAGGUUUGCCGGCGAAGCAUGGCGCCAGAAUGAUGAAUCACAAUUAUCCUCCCUCCCUUUAAAGCGUAUGCUAUGGCCGGCGCGAUUCUGUUUCCAACGAACUGGUCCACCGGUACGAGCCUCUUGGCUUGAACGCACUAAGGAUGACCCACUUGAUUUUGCAGAAAAGUGGUCUUCCGAUGCAAGCUCCCUGAAAAUGCCUCCUCAUAUGCUUAAGAAUCCUCCGAUUCUGGAAGAGCCUCAAACAAAACCCAACGACGCGUCAUCUCCCAGAGCUGAUAACCUCGACAGUCUUGAGAGCCUUUCUCGCAUGGCACAAUAUCCCGACUUGCAGAACACUAGUCUAGUUUAUCCCACUCCCCCAGAGGGUGUUAUGGCUAUUGGGUUAAACAGCGCAAAUCAAUUCGAUGCUACCCCCGACGAUGUUGCAUUCAAACUGUCACCCGUUCUUCCACAAGAUACAAAGAAUCCUGAGCUCUCUCCUGAUAUUGUAAUUGGAACUAGCCGAUAUGAUGCAACUGACGAUGAGGACUUAUUCGGAGAGAUCAAUGGGAGAGACUUUGGGUCCAAAGGGAUCACCGAUGACGAUUUCAACUUUUUUGAUGAUCCGGACCUCGAAAAUAUGGAUGGCGAGACAUCAAUUGACCAACCCGAGGAAAUCCUGCAGCCUAUUAAACAGUCAGAUGAUCCAGAGGACAAAAAGGUUGAUAGUGAAGAGCUUCUCAAUGGGGGCCCUGCCCACAGUUCAAUUGCUGCUGACGCUGUCAAGGAGGAAACAUAUUCCUCUUUAUCAGACGCAGUUGAACCAGAACAGAGUGAUGGACAGAUGGAAUUAGACGGAUCUCAAUCUCCUCCAGGUAAGACAGCCCAAACUGUCAGUCCGCCAUUGAGCCCUGUGGAAAUCAAAAAGAUUUUGUUUUCCGGGUCACAAACACAGGAACUCCAGACUUCCGAAGCACGUCUUACUGAGAAGGGCCACUAUCGCCCCGUUGCCUUCGAAAGUAGAAUUGGAGAAUGGGAUCAAAAGUACGGGUCAAAAGGCAAAUUUUGGUUUGCUUCUGGCAAGGUACCAAAUGGAUCCGAUCAAAACACAAACACUAUCCCUACCAUUGGACUGGCACAUCGCAGCCGAGCGGGUACCACUUCGAGUACCGCAAAAAUUUGUAACAAGGAUGCGUCGCCAUUAACGCUAGAGUCGUCUUUCGAUUCAAGCUAUGAUAGCGACGACGAUAGCGACGACAAUAGCGACGAAAUAUCUUUACAUUACGCCCCGACCCCGAAUCUGGUGAUCCUUCCAUCGUUGAAAAGAAAGCGUCUACCUUCUAUAUCCGAUAUCCAACCUGCUGCAUCCCCGGCCAAGUCAUCGAGCGGGCCUGAUACAAGCGCUGGGCUGCAGGUCGAGAAUUGCACAUUUCUGGGAAACUUCCUUGCUAACUUUUCUGAUUGGUCUUUCAUCGGCUACUUCUCCACCCUUCAAAUCCAACAAGUACCUAUACUUCUGCGACGUGAAGAUCACAUCGCAAUUGCCCAGAUUGUGGUAGAUCAAAUAACGCAGUCGUCUCUGGAUUAUCCAUUGGGGGGUCGAAUCAGUCUUUUUGGUCUCGAAAGUGACAUCGUAUCUUUUCAUACAUGUAUUGAAGAAGCCAGCUUUCUUGGAGAAGUUGUAAAGCUUGAUCUCAAGGGAUACACUUCUUUGCAGGAAGAUACAACUGACUCCAUCCAGGAACCCAAUGGCUCUAUCACCAAGAUUUCAGCUCCCCAUUUUCGGUUUCGUCGUGGUAAAGAGUUCCUCGAAGCUCUUCCACCGGCGGUUUCAUUUUGGGAGACUUUCGGUCUUGAGCCUGCUCAUGGAGCAAAAGACGUUUCGGCAUAUUGCAUCCAUCCAUUUUCCAUCAGCAAAGCAGCAGAUGGAUUUCUGCGUCGCUUCGGUCUUACGUAUGAGAGCUGCCACUUUGGAAAUCAUGCGCGAGGCGACAAGUCAGUGACAUUCAACAACGGAUUGCGGUCAUGGGAAGCCGAGUCCUACAGCUAUGCCUCAAUGAUGCAAUCCUUGAAGGGCAUGUGCGAAGAAUUGGGCACGGACUUGGCACAAGCUUCAUCAAGUGCAGAUACUUGUGUUGUCUAUAUCGUCAAUCCCUUCCCUCACGCAGCAGCACUUGCCGAUGUCUGUGCGGCCUUCUGGCACCUUAUGCAACAGUUGGUGGCCGAUGCCGAUUUCCGACAGGCGCCUCAGGUCACAGAGGUCGCUUUACAAAUUAUCCCGAUGGAUUUUAUCGUAUCACUGGAUUCCAUGGUGGUACCUACGCAGAUGGAGUAUUUGAAUCUCGCACAAGAAGUUUACAAUCGCUGCCGCCCCAUAGACACCGACCCGAGUCCUUUACUCUGUACACCAGCUGUUGUGCUUGCUGAUACUGUCCCAAAAGUUAUUCAUUUCCGUCUUGCAUCUGACAAGGGAUCACCGCUUCAAGAUGGGCGAGUCCUACAUAUAGCGUGCUCUAAGAGCGCGGAUCAGCGCUGGCUAUCAGUUGCAUGGACGGACGGAUCUGGGUCUCUCCAGACAAGCAUGUCCUAUUGUCUACGGUAUAGCAAUCGAGGACCUGCCAGGUUGCUAUCCGAAGUAAGGAAUGAGAUAUGGACCACUACAAGACACAUCAUGGACAGAUAUCAGGCUCGGUGGAAAGUUAUACUGGUCAAUUCCGAGCCCAUUGACCCAGAAGAGCUAGAAUUCUGGACCACUCUGGCAGCACAUCAGAACAAGAUGCGACCAGGAUCUAUAGAGCUGAUCAUUCUGGCUGUCAGCACCAUCCCUGAUCUAGUGCUCGAACUACCUGUCUCUCCGAUGACCACGGCUGUGCUGAGCUCCAAUUACUCAUCUACUCCAGUCUCAACUCCCAACCCUAGUUUGAGUGUCGCUUCUCCAGAGCAAUCGGGGAAUGCUCCCACCCCCGGCGCCAUCUACAACGCCCCCACACCCACCGAGCCCUCCUUCGAACCGGAUUCAGAGCUUGUGCUUGCUGAUCUGUGUGACGAAUCCUGGGCAGUCAUUCUCUCUCACCGUCUCAACACCACACCUCAUGUCACUGAAUUCCGGCCUGCUCUAGCUAGCGGGUAUUUACUUCGACGUAAAGGCGCUAGCGACAGUGACGGCAUAUUCUCGGCGACAAUCAACCUCAUUUACUCAUCACAGACAUCCCAAUCUCCACCCCCCGAAGUUCUUUUGAAAGAUAUCAUAAGAAUGUAUCGCGAUCUUGCAUCAAUUGCCCGAGCAAGAGGUUUGCGCAGUGUACAGAGCAAUACACUACCCUGGCAUAUUGCUACUGCCCUUCGAGCGCAGGAGCUCUUGAGCUAUGUUUUUUAA